AUGAAAGAUACUGCAACUUCUUGCUCAGUUGUUGGUGCUCUAAUUGUCACCAUUAUGUUUGCUGCAGAUUUUACUGUUCCUGGUGGAAAUGAUCAAACAUCUGGGCACCCAAUAUUUUUGAAGGAAAAGUUGUUCAGAGUUUUCUUAAUUUUAGAUGCAGUGUCCUUUGCUUCUACUUCUUCUGUGCUUACAUUUUUAGGAAUUCUUACGUCACAUUAUGUAGAAGAUGACUUCCUUUACUCCUUAUCUACAAAAUUGAUCAUAGGCCUCUCUGCACUUUUUCUCUCAAUUGCAACUAUGAUGAUAGCCUUUUCCUCAGCAAUAAUCAUCAUGUCGCAACAGAACUCAUCACCUUUUUGGGCUUUUCUUCCUGUUAUUAUGCUUGCUAGCGUGCCCAUAACUAUAUUUGUUUUAUUACAGUUCCCUCUUCUUGUUGAUACAAUUUAUUCUACUUAUGGUCCAUGCAUCUUCCGGAAGGUGGAGAACUGGUCAUGA
Molecule: messenger RNA, 495 nt
Organism: Neltuma alba
Lineage: Eukaryota; Viridiplantae; Streptophyta; Magnoliopsida; Fabales; Fabaceae
Product: ankyrin repeat-containing protein NPR4-like
Exons: 1
Coding region: 1-495 (164 amino acids)
Cellular component (GO): membrane
Source: RefSeq, a predicted model, not a curated record